AUGGGUGGAGGCUUCCAGGGGGCAGUGCUGGGUCGUGACGGCGGUGCCAUGAAGCAAAUGCUGCUGCCCUUCUGGCUCGGCCUGGGGGGCACCCUGGGGUCCGGGAUACAGCCUUUCCCUUGGAUCCACGUUUCAGAUCUAGCAGGGAUCAUCGCCCACGCCCUGGAGCCCCCUGCAGACACCCCCUCCCCUUCAGCACAGGUGUUAAACGGAGUUGCACCCGCCCUGAACACCAACUACGAGUUCACUAAAGAACUGGGUCGGCUCCUGAGGCGGCCCACUAUAUUUCCUGUACCCGGCUUCGUUAUGAAUGCAUUGUUGGGCUCGGAGAGGGCUGUGGUCCUCACACAGGGCCAGAAAGUAAUACCCAAGAGGACUUUAGAGGCCGGAUUUCAGUACAAGUAUCCAGACUUGACCUCGGCCCUGAAAGAGAUCGUUGGGAGUUAA
Scomber japonicus (chub mackerel) is the source of this 447-nucleotide messenger RNA. Its product is annotated as epimerase family protein SDR39U1-like. The transcript is spliced from 2 exons. Bases 1 to 447 code for a protein of 148 amino acids. Lineage: Eukaryota; Metazoa; Chordata; Actinopteri; Scombriformes; Scombridae. The record is from RefSeq and is a predicted model, not a curated record.